Messenger RNA from Paramuricea clavata, 493 nucleotides. The record is from the annotation of a GenBank genome assembly. NCBI's taxonomy places the organism in Eukaryota, Metazoa, Cnidaria, Anthozoa, Malacalcyonacea, Plexauridae.
AUGGCGACUGAGCGUGUUGUUUCUCACUACAACAGAGUAAAAACAGAAGACAGAGCUUGUCUAAAACAGACAACAAUAAACAAUGUUUUACAAAUUUCACUGAAUGGGAAAGGAACUGUUCUGUUUGACCCAAGGGAGGCAGUAGCAGAAUUUCUAAAACGAAAAAGCAGAAGAAAUUCCCAACCUGACACAGAACUUUUUAAGGAUAGAGAGUAUAUGAGAAAAUUUUAUAGGGAAUCAAGUGGAUGUUUGUAAAUUACUUCUGUGUAGUCACUUUAGUGGAGAGUUCCAGAGUGGAACUGGAAGCCCAGAACACUUUCAACACUGCAUUUCAUUUACAAUCAUUUCAGUAUUUUUUGCAUUUUUAGUCAGAUCAAUUGUAUCUGUUGGUGCGGCGAACUCAGAACUGGAGUUUGUCACCCAUGCCCUUGAUGGCAUGAUACCCCACAGUACGCCAGUACCGAAGUUAGCGGAGUACCCCUCUGUAGUGUAG